Toxoplasma gondii ME49 is the source of this 3214-nucleotide messenger RNA. RefSeq names its product eukaryotic initiation factor-3, subunit 5, putative. Gene Ontology annotation, biological process: translational initiation. The record is from RefSeq and is a predicted model, not a curated record. Gene Ontology annotation, molecular function: translation initiation factor binding; translation initiation factor activity; metallopeptidase activity. Bases 720 to 1760 code for a protein of 346 amino acids. NCBI's taxonomy places the organism in Eukaryota, Apicomplexa, Conoidasida, Eucoccidiorida, Sarcocystidae. The transcript has 3 exons. Gene Ontology annotation, cellular component: eukaryotic translation initiation factor 3 complex, eIF3m.
CUUUUCCGGCGAGUUCCUUUCUGUGCAAGCAGAGAAGGAAUCGUGCAUCUGCGUCAUGCUAUGAACUCUUCGUUUCGAUUUUCGACGACAGUCUCCUGUUCCCGUUCUGGCGCGUUUUCUCUCCCACUGAAUAGUGCCACCGGUUUGUCUUAGAAAACACUUUGCCACGCUUUCUGCGUACCCUGGACUUUCUGGCCUUCUUCCGAAGAAAGCCUGAAUCUGCGAAGGUCCGUUCCUGUCCCGCAGAGACCCGUGGGCUGCGUGUUGGACGGUUCACCACGUGUCUGGUUCCUUUUUUCUCGUCAGCUUAACGCCGCGCCGGUGUUGUGUGGGGACGCGAAGGAUAGACUUCUUUUUUUCUGCUUGGCCGGAGUUGUUUCUCUCUAAUUCAUAUCUUUUCCCCUUCGCGCUUUCGUCGACGUUUUCCUUCUGAGAACGCCCGAGUCGUCUGCACAGAACCCGAUUUACCCCCCCAACUGUUUCGCAGUGAAGCGUGCGGCAAAGCGCAACGCACCCGGGCUGACCAGGCAGAUUUUUUGGUCGGUUCUGCCGGGGAGAAGUUCUCUUACAAAUUCGUCUUUUCUGUCCGUACCAAGUUCGUCACUUUGGGGCGGCAUAUCUUCCUGGUGCCAGGUCGCCCCGCCUGUCAUUGCGACGAGAAUUCCUCACUCCUUGGAGGAAGCCAGAAUCGAUCUGCUCAGCGCUCUCUUUGAAGCACAAUGAUAAGGUCAGUGUCCAGGUCCGUUGGGACCUCUUCUCAGCAGCACAAUGUGCCCAAGCACUUUGAUAUUCUCCCGUACCCCCCCCUCAAAGUGCGGGUCCACCCCGUCGUCGUCCUCACGAUCUUGGAUGCCUACCUGAGACGCGAAGAGGGUCAGAUGAACGUCAUUGGAACGCUUCUCGGAACAGUGUCCGAAGGCAAUGUUGUGGACAUCUCAGACUGCUUCGUCGACAGACACUCGCUCACAGAUGAGGGUCUGUUGCAAAUCAUCAAGGACCACCACGAGACCAUGUACGAGCUGAAACAGCAAGUUAGCGGCAGCGGCACCAAGGACAUCGUCGUGGGUUGGUUCUGCACUGGGAGCGAAAUGACGGAGUUGACCUGUGCCGUCCACGGCUGGUUCAAGCAGUUCAACAGCGUCUCGAAGUUCCACCCGCAGCCGCCGCUUACGGAGCCCAUUCACUUGAUGGUGAACACAACCAUGGAUCGCGACAACCUUUCCAUCAAGGCCUACAUGCAAGUCCCGAUGAACAUGGCCAAGGACGCUUGCUUCCAGUUCCAGGAACUGCCUCUUGAAUUGUUUGCCUCCUCGUCCGACCGCGCGGGUCUUUCCCUGCUCUUGAAGGUCCGGGAGGCGAACCGACGCCACCGCCAGCAGCACGAUGGCAGCCGGGCGAGUGCGCUCUCGAGCAGCUCAACCUCGUCCGCCGCCGCUGUGGCAGCGAUCAGCGAUACCCCUGGAGUUGCAGGUGUCCCGGUCAUCAAGCAGGGCUUGGGUGCUGCUCUCGAGAAGCUGUCUGAUCAGCUGAACAAGUGCGGAGCGUACGUCAGGAGCGUCCUCGAUGGCUCUGAAAAGGCGGACCCCGAAAUUGGCCGGUUCCUUAGCAAGGCGCUCUGCGUGGAGGCUGUUCAGGACCUCGAGGUCUUUGAACAGAUGUGCCAGAACGCACUCCAAGAUAACCUGAUGGUCGUCCACCUCACCAGCCUUGCUCGGCUACAGUUUGCUGUGGCUGAGAAACUCAACACGUCCUUCUUCUAAACUUGGGGAGCCUCCUGUUGGUAAUACAGCUCGGGACUUGACACAGGUGCGGACGGUGUGACGCGUGCUUGUGUCAGUGCAGCGCGGUGCAUUUGUUGUCUCUAUCGCUCACUCUUUGUCCGGUCGUCUAUGGGAGUCUCAGGCUGUGGACCCUGUCGAAAGAAAACUCCACUUUUAUCUUGUCCUUGAUACUGCGCACACUUCGGGGUUGUGCCGAGGCGGUUGGGGGCCAACGAACGGACGCUCCGGGGCCCUGUGGAGUGGGCGAGACGAGCGUCUUGGAAGUAGCCCGCCUCUCUUCCCGCUCGAAAGUCCACGGACACCACUGCAUUCUGCUCUGUUUGGUACAUAUGGUAUAGCUCGAGUGCCCAAGCAAAGUUAGGAUGUGGAUUCUUGAUCUUUUUUGUCGCUGAGAUGACACACACGCCCCCAGAAGUUCUCUAGUUUUGCGAAGACACGGAAGCUCUGCGCGGCAUCGAAACUUCGUGCCGCGACACUACGGCGAGUGAAUGUAACGCGCUUUGUCUUGUUUUGAGCGGUUGCGAGUCUCAAAACAACCACACGCUUUUUCACUCGUGGCAGUCUUACAACUUGCGCCAGACAAGCGACUUCCAUUGCUAGGUACCCAGUGACGACAUAGGACCGCUGUUUGCCGGAUUAAGCAGAUCGACCAGAGGCAACGUUUCAACAAAUGGAAAGUGACGGAGGACCAGGUGAACACUUUGUGACCGGUCACAGGCCUAUCGCCCAUUUAGAAGUCUUGAUCUUCACUUGAGGCGAGCGAGCUGCCUUCGAUGCAGAGAAAUCAAAGGCACGCGAGCUCUUCUCACAUAAGCGCAACCGUGCUGAAAGCGGGUUCGACUGUAGUAGCGCCUGCAACGUUUCAGGAAUUUCCCAGGCUAACCGAGAUCAAGGCUCCGCUUGAACGUUUUCAUCUGACCGGCAAGCUAGAGAAACGAAUCUGUAUAUCCUUUUAUAGUGGCACACAAAACAUUGUCUUGCUUUUCUACGCAAUGUAGGGUGUCCUGGGCCUGUUUCAAAUCUCAUUUUCACGUCUCAAAAAUGACAAAUCGAAAGGCGAGCACCUGGCUUGCAUCAUUCACGGCAUUCAGGACUUCCAAGAACAGACACUAAUAGCAUUACUUGAAUAGUGAACUUAAGUGGUACUUCAAAAGGCACGGCUUGUACCAGAAGACGAAGUCGUGAUACGUGCCCGCUCUCUGAAGAGUGCGCUGUGUCACAGGGGAAAAUCCUAUCGUCGUGGUAUGUCGUACACACUACGUGCGAUGCAUUUCGACCCAGAGAGACCCCUUGCAGUGUGAUAUCACUUCCCGGGCCUCCUGUGACGGCAUUUACGGAAUUGCGACAUUCGUGGUACUGGAGGCGCACGCAGGGACAACAUGGCUCGAUCGGAGGAGUUGCAAGCUCCGUCAAAACGCACACGCGGAAAAAAA